Babesia ovata is the source of this 834-nucleotide messenger RNA. Its product is annotated as tropomyosin 1 alpha, putative. The record is from RefSeq and is a predicted model, not a curated record. Lineage: Eukaryota; Apicomplexa; Aconoidasida; Piroplasmida; Babesiidae. The coding region runs from base 1 to 834 and encodes 277 amino acids. The transcript is spliced from 7 exons.
AUGCGAGGUAUAUGGCCGCUUGUUGUAUCCACGGCGAUUGCCAUCGCCAACCGCGGCAACGCCGAAAAACCGGAUCUACAGAAGCUCGAAAAUGAGCAGAAGCUGCUCAUCCAUGACCUGCAGCGGUCACGGCUGGCUUCUGAAGAGCUGAAGGAUAAGCUGGACAUACUGCAGCAGUCCAAGAAUGCCAGCAGCAGCACGCUCAAUGUGUCGAACGUCGUCGUGGAGAAAGACGAGAAGCCGAAGGAAGAACACAGCGGCAGCGUCAACUACACAGCGCCCAUCAUUGUGUUGCUACCAGAAGAGCCUUCAGAAAGGGAGAAAUGGGAGUACAACCUAACGCUGCGCUGUCUAGGCCAGCGAGACUUCAGCCCUUUCGAAGGAAUCCACAACUCCAAAUUGCUAGAAAUGGCGACAAUUAAGGGCAAGACAGUUGCCGAGAUCAGGUUGGAGAUCAAACACACCGAGAAGGAGCUGAGUCAGGUAGAGGCACGCAAGGAACUAGAAGGCCUGCAGUCUGCAUUGUCAUCUGCAAAAGAGGGUACAUACGCCGAACGAACGCAGAAGCUGCACGUAUCGCACAACAUCAAACUGGUGAAGCACGAAAUCGAUGUGCUGGAAACCAAACUCCAUCGGCUUCAAAAGAGGCUGAAGGCAGCCGUGUUGUUCAGCAGCGGAACUGGAAAACACGGGUCGAGUAAAAAACAGGGCCAUGAGGAUGCCGACGAAGGGGAAGCAAGUGAGGAUCGCGAGGAGCAGGACGCAGAGGAUGAAGCUGGAGAACAGGAAGAAGCUGAUGAAGCCGAUGGCAACGAUGACGAUUACGAAGAGUAG